AUGAUUGCAGCAGUGGAAUCAAUCCUUUGUCAGACGGAGGCAAUGGAGGUGACUAAGAGUCUCAUCCGACACCAAGUGUCGUCUCUCCUGAUGGCCCACAGGCCGCGGGAAGUGCUUUCUAAGGUCGAACGUGAUGCGCUUAGAGAACUCAAGGCCGACAAAGACCUGGUCAUCGUGCCAGCGGACAAAGGGCGCGCCACGGUUGUCCUGGACAGGACAGAUUACCUUCAAAAAGCCAAAGGUUUACUGGAGGACCGACAGUUCUAUGUCCCAUGUGCAACGAACCCUGCAAAAGCGCUGACACGCAAAAUUAACGCUACGUUGUUGGCUUUGGAGGACUCAGCUGCAAUAACACCGACCGACAGACGCAUGGCGAGACCCCAAGAUAUGGCUUUGGCCUCCCUAUGGUGCACAAAAACGGUGCUCCUCUCCGACCCAUCGUGUCCCUCAAAGGUACUCCAACGUACGGACUGGUUAAGUGACUUUUCCGGCCUCCCUAUGGUGCACAAAAACGGCGCUCCUCUCCGACCCAUCGUGUCCGUCAAAGGUACUCCAACGUACGGACUGGCUAAGGGACUUUUCCGGCGUCUCAAGUUCCUGACCGCUGAGUCAGACACCACGGUCUCUUCGUCAGCACAAUUCCUGGAGAAACUCAAAGGGGUAAGCCUCCAUCCAAAUGAGGUCAUGGUAUCUUUUGAUUUUACAUUCCUGUUUACUUCUAUUCCCCAGGACCUGGCGAUCGAGACAAUCGAGCUGCUUCUACAAAGCAAAUACAAUGAAACGGAGAAUCGUCUUGGACACGCCCAAGUCCUUCAGCUCCUGAAGCUCUGUCUCAGGACGUACUUCACGUUCGACGGGACAAUCUACGAACAGGUGAAGGGCACACCGAUGGGUUCGCCGAUUUCGGGGUUCCUCGCCGAGGCGGUCCUGCAUCGGUUAGAGUCACUGGUCUUCGAACAUCCAAGACCGACGUUCUGGGCACGGUAUGUGGAUGAUACUCUCGUCAUCAUCGAACGGGAUUAG
Molecule: messenger RNA, 1023 nt
Organism: Spirometra erinaceieuropaei
Lineage: Eukaryota; Metazoa; Platyhelminthes; Cestoda; Diphyllobothriidea; Diphyllobothriidae
Source: the annotation of a GenBank genome assembly